GGGCUUGGCACCAAAAGGUUAUCUUUUCUUUGCUUGUCACACUUGCACAAUCACACAAGGAUGCUUCAAGCUGCAUGUGUGAGCGAGAUGAAGGCUGGGUGAGAAAGAGAGCGCUGCACAACAGCAAGUGUGUCAAUGUGAGAAAGGGAGAGAAAGAGUCACAGAGAUACAAGUUCUGCUCCACCCACAAGCAUCCAAGUCCAAAUUGCGGGGGAGGUGAAACCGUUCAGAGUUUACUGUGCUGCUAAGUGGCAUUAUUUAGUUGCUUGAGUAAGGAGAAGGGGCUUGUCAACACAUCUCCUACAGAAUUCCACCCUGUUGGAGGAGCAAUGACUUCUACUAAGCUUCGAAAGGAGAGGGUGGGAGUGGUGGACUAUGACACACAGAUAAAAGAGAUGCGUUGCCAGCUCCUGGACCAGCUGAAGGUGCUGGACGUGCAGUUGGAGCAGAAGACCCAGCAGCUGCAGGACAUGACGGACUACCUGCGGCGACGGGGCGAGAUUGAAAGCGAAUAUUCACGCUCCCUGGAAAAACUCGCGGAAAGGUUCACGUUGAGGGUUAAAAGGAAGGAGCCGAGCUCCCACUCAGUCUCCCAGGUCUGGCUGGCUCUGCUGUCUCAGACCCGCCAGGAAAGUAAGGACCACAGCGGACUGAGUGAAAGUUGCAGCAACCUCCUCAUAAUGCCAGUCAUGCACUGUCUGGAUUACACACAGCGUCUGGCUAAGAAGAGUAAAGACCUUUGUACUCAGCUGCAAGACGGGCUACUCAAGGUUACCAUGGAGCUGCAGACAGCAUGGCGGACUUACCACCAGUACCACUCAGAGUUUGUCUGUGCAGAGGGGAAGCUGAGGGAGGCCGAGAAACAGGAGGAAAAGCAAAAGCAGAGUGCGGCUAAAAAACUGGAGCGGUUGAUAGAAAAAAGGCAAAUUAAAGUCCAGGAGAAACAGCUGAAGUGCAGCAAGGCCAGGAAUGAAUACCUCCUCAACCUGUCCGCAGCCAACUCUUCCAUGAACAAAUACUACCUUCAGGACAUCACCACGCUCAUAGAUUGUGCAGAUGUGGGUUACCACUUCUCUUUGGGUCGGGUGAUGAAGGCCUACCUGACCAGACAGUCGUGGGCCCAGCAGAACCUGAGCUCGGGUCUGCAGCAGCUCCAGGAGGCCAUGGCCGGACUGGACCAGAGCCGAGACAGAGACGCCCUCCUGCAGGACCACGACAACACCUUCUCCAUGCCCCUCCGCUUCCCCUACCAGCCCCACGAAGAAGACCAGAUUUCUGAAGUUAGUGCAGAGUGCGAAUUGAGGUGUGAAAUGGAGACCCGAUUCAAGCAGAUACAGGCCCGACUGAAAACUGUGACUGAAGAAACGGAAGAGGCUGGUAAAAGCAUGUCAACAGCCAAGUCCGCGCUGCUGGACGGCAUUGGUGAUGACGACCUGGAGUCCAGCAUGGGUUGUGGUCCUUCUCAGGUGGGCAGCACUGAGAAUCUGACCGUUAAACCCAGCGUUGCGCGGCGCAGGGCCAGCAUACUGGAAAUAGAAAACGUCUACUUCGCUAAAGUAAAAGAAUAUCUGGUUGGCAGCUCAUUGGUGUCUAAGCUCCAAGCAAAACAUGACCUGCUUAAAGUGGCUGUGGAAAAAGCUGAAGCAUCAAAUGGACAUAAGCCCAGGUUUUCUGGAAGGUCACUGCGUAUGAGAAAGAAUCAUUCAAGUGCCAAUUUGAUCCACAAUCACAAGCUUUUCAGUGGAGACAUGCUGUCCUUCAUAAAGGCUUCAGGACAACAGAUACCAUGUGUUGUGGAAAGCUGCAUUCACUUCAUCAAUCUUUAUGGUCUCCACCAUGAAGGGAUUUUUAGAGUACCAGGAUCUCAGAUGGAGGUCAAUGUUCUAAGAGAUGCAUUCGAACGAGGAGAGGACCCACUGUCUGAGCGACGAUAUGAUCUGGACUCUAUAGCGGGAGUGUUGAAGCUCUACUUCAGAUGUCUGGACAAUCCUCUGUUUCCUGUCAACAGCACCAGUCAGCUCUUGGAAUGCAAUCAGAUAAAGGACGAUGCGGCGCGAGCAGCUCAGCUCAAGGCAAUUGUGUCUUCUUACCCUGAGCCCAUCAUUGUUGUCAUGAGAUACCUCUUUGCCUUCCUUCAUCAUGUGUCUCAGUACAGUGACGAGAACAUGAUGCAGCCGUACAAUCUGGCUGUGUGUUUCGGCCCCAGUCUGGUGAGAGGCCUGCAGGACGAUGAAGUUGUGACUCUGCAGCCUCAGGUCAACGCCCUGGUGAAGGACAUCAUCCUGCAGCAUGAAAGCAUUUUUCCCAGCCAGAGUGAAGUACAAGGACCAAUGUAUGAGAAGUGCAUGACUCUCGAACAGGACGACUGUGAGGUUAUUAUUGAAGGAGAAGUUGAGGUGGAUUACAGCCAAAGCAGAGAUGAUGUAGAAAUGGGAUUUCCGACAGCUAUUGGUCCAGAUGCGUCUGCAGCAACUGCACUGACGAAAGUUGAGCGUCCAAGAGCAAACAGCAGCGGCUGCUUAGAUUACAGGAAGGUACCAAUAGGGGGCGUCCUUUCUGCAUCCGGAAAGCUAACACUCCAGAUUCCAGUUGGACCACAGUACAGGCAGAAAAAAGUGCUCUCUCCAUCUUAUACACGCAAAGAAUAUCAACAUUCAUCCUCGGAUGACUUGUCUGCUAAAGUUGAUAAGGAGGUCUGUAAUAACAUGGAGUCGGUCUUCAAGGAGCUUCUGACACGACAAAUGCAGCAAGACCCUGCCAUCUUGGCUACUUCUGCCCAGGCUCAACAAAAAAAGGGGAAACGUGACGGACGGAAAGGGAAAGGAACCAGUCUUUUCAGAUCAACCGAGCAACUGGACUGAGUGGACCAGCAGCAGCAGCACAUGACAGGAACAGACAUGAUGCUAAUGAAAACCGAGGGGCACCAUGAAGGGGUUGGACAGCAGCUUUCAGCACAUUUAUUUCUAGAAACUGGAAGCCAGUGACCCAUGACCCCUCCUCCGAGGCACCCGUGACUCAGUAUUCUCUGUCAUGAUUUUUCAUUUUCACAUCUGCUGGAGUGACUUCAAACCCACAGUAAAUUAUGAAAACUGGGAAUGACUUGAAAUGAAAAGAUAUUUGCAUAGAACUAAAUGAAGAUUGGUUGUCAGCUGAAGGUAGAAAACUUAUAGACAAACGUGAAUAUGAACUGAGACUGGAGUGAUUGUAUUUAAUACCUUGUUUCCUAUUUUGAUUUAUCCGUAUAUAAUAAAUACAUUUCCUUUAUUUUCAAAUUUUAUUCCCAGGCAAAUAUGCACUUAAGCAAUACCUAAGGCUUUAGAAAGCUCUACAACAGUCAAAUUUUGUUUUCUCUUUUCAGAAAUACUUAAUGAUGGAAAAAGAACUGAACUUAAAAUCUGAGCCACAUUGUAAAAAAUGAUUUUCAUUCAAUACGGUCUGCUUUGUUUCCUUUAUGUGAAGGAAUAACUGGAAAUAAACAUUCCUUAUUAUUUUUCACAUGUUAACAUGUGAACAAAAUAUGUUACAAAAUACUUCACUACUUUGAACAUUUUGGCCACCCUCUUCUGUACAUGAGUGUAUCAAUGACAUUGGUUUUCCUUGCCUUAAAUCACAGAACCACUAUAAACAGUUAAACUUUUUUUAUUUGAGAUUAUCAAAACAAUAAAUGUACUUAUGCUACAUUCAAA
This is a messenger RNA of Gambusia affinis (western mosquitofish), 3686 nucleotides long. RefSeq names its product Rho GTPase activating protein 4a (gene arhgap4a). Gene Ontology annotation, cellular component: cytoplasm. The record is from RefSeq and is a predicted model, not a curated record. The transcript is spliced from 22 exons. Gene Ontology annotation, biological process: negative regulation of cell migration; signal transduction. The coding region runs from base 330 to 2861 and encodes 843 amino acids. Lineage: Eukaryota; Metazoa; Chordata; Actinopteri; Cyprinodontiformes; Poeciliidae.